GAAUAAUAAUAUGGAUUGAAAUGGCGAACCUAAAACUAUAUCAAAUUACUUCUACUGCAAGCAAUCAUUUUUACCCCAAAUCUUAUUUUUCUCAUUAGCAAAAUUGAUUAAUCUUAAUUACCAAGAAAAUUACACAUUCUUUCCAAACUACCCACUUCCAGACCAAAUCAAUGCUUAUGCGAGCGAAGCGAGUAUUCAUAUUGUAUAUAAGCGAGUUAAACUCUGCUUCUUUAGCUUAACUUCCAUGCAAGGAUUUCUUCCUUUUUUUUUUCUCUUCCAUCUUAGAGGGAAAGACUCACUCUCUCUCGCUCUCUCUCCCUUUCUCUCUUUUUGGGCUAUUCUUGCUCUGUGGUCGCAGUACCAGUCACUAUUUCAUUGCGAUGUCGCGCUUGCAUAUGCUUCAGGUACCCACAAGAGUGACAGAGUAAUGGAACAGAGGUCGCUCUUUGUAUAGGGUUCUUUUUGUAGAUCUUGUUUUUGACCUUCAAGACUACAAAACCCACAGGUUUAUUCUCAUUUCCCUUCAAAAAAACCAUGGGCACCGAAAUUUGCCUCCGAAUUUUGCUUCCUUUUUAUCCGGGUUUUCAUUGAUUCCUCUGCUUUAAUUUUUUUUUUUGUUUGUUCCCCUGAAAUGUGAGAAAAUUCUAGCAUUUUUUUCUGGGAAAAGUUGUGGUUUUGCUUGGUUUUAUGAUCUGGGUUUUUCCGUUUGUUUCAUUGGGUUAGUGAAACACAUAAAAUGGAGCAAGAUCACGAAAGGAAGCAUGUGUGCAAAUUGUGCAACAAGAGUUUCUUGAGUGGGAGAAUCUUGGGGGGUCACAUGAGGAUUCACGUAGCUAGAGAUUCAGCUAAAGAAGAGGUUAAGCUUGAAAACGGCAAUCUGAGUAUCGAAGGUUAUGGCCUAAGAGAAAACCCCAAGAAAUCUUGGAAAUCCUCGGGCUUGAACCAUAAUGACAGUGUCUCCGUUCAAGAAAGUUUGGAAUGCAGAGUGUGUGGCAAACAAUUUGAGUUCCCAAGAUCUCUCCAUGGUCACAUGAGGCAUCACUCGGUGGAAGAAAGGAAAGGAAUUCGCUGCAAAGAAUGUGGGAAAGGGUUCCGGACACUAAGAUCUCUUACUGGUCACAUGAGGCUGCACUCUGAUAAGUAUAAAGUCUCCAGAGAAUCAAUGACCGGUUCAAGGCCUAGCUUGGUUGUAAUGACUUUAUCAGAUACUGGGACUGCGGGUCUUGUACGAAGGAAGAGAUCAAAUAGAAUAAGGUACAAGGUUACUCCUAAUUCCUCAUUUUCUAGCUUGAAUGAAUCUGCAUCUGGUUUUGAAGUUGAGGAAGAAGUGGAAGAGGUGGCUAUGUGUUUGAUGAUGCUGUCUAGGGGCGUAUGCAAAUGGGGUGAAUUUAAAUCAAUUGGUGAGUCUUUGGAUAAUAGUUCUGUGUCCUUUGGCUUUGAGGUUAAAUCUUUGCACCAAAGUAACCCAACUGGGGGGAGAAGUGAGGAUGGAGACUAUGUUUUGGAGGAUGAUGAACCUGUCAAGAAGAAAAAGCCAAGAGAGCAGAAGUUAGAUCCUUGUGCUUCAGAUUCUAAGAAUAAGACCUCUGAAUGUAGUGAUUGUGAUUCUGAUAUGGUGUGUAACAAAGAAAAGAAGAUUGCGUUGGAAGUUCCUAUUGAGAAUUUUUAUCAGGGAGUUGAUUCCAAGGGGCCUAAACCGGAGGAUGAAUCUGGAUUGCUUUUGUGUGAUACUGAGACAGAGAAGGGAAUUCAUGAUGCAGUGGAUAGCGCCACUGAGUCAGAAUCAAGCCAGGAGUUUACCGAAGAAGUUGGAUUGGGUCUUUCUGGUUUGGGAUAUGUAAAAUGCACUCGAAGCAAGAAAGCCACUUUUGAAGCUUGUGAUGCUAAAAUGGGGAAGGAUUCUUGCACUGAGGUGAUAUGUUCAACUUCAGAUUUUGAUACUGCAGAUGAUUCUAAGAAGAGCCAAUUCCAGUGCCGGAUCUGCAACAAGAUUUUUCCCACUUAUCAGGCACUUGGUGGCCACCAAACAUUUCAUAGAACAACAAAAAGUUCCGUUGCUUUAAAGAUUGAGCAGCUGCAAGAGGAUAUUGAGACUAAACUUUUGCCUGACAAAAUUGACCUUUCAAGCAAGCUCGUCAAUCUUGAAUGCAUUAAGGAUUCAGGGAAAGAGGAAGUAAAUGGAGUGAUUAUGACAAGUUUUCAGUCUAAGAAGAGCAAGGAGCAUAAAUGCCACAUCUGCUCUAAAAAUUUUGUGUCGGGCCAAGCUUUGGGAGGUCACAAGAGGGCUCAUCAUUCUAAAGCAAGAGAAGAGCAGAAUAUGGCAAUGAAACAAGAGGAUCUUGAUAUUUGUGAUGCACCUGAUAUUAAUGUCCCUGGCAUGCUUCAUACAGAGGCCAAUUGUGAAUUUGGGUUCGAGUCAUGGAGGGCUGGAAUUCGCAGCUACAAACACGAGUCAUUGGUGGAUCUUAUAGCUAACUGAGGCUAAUAAUACAGCAUCUGGCUUCUGAAGACUGAAGAUUUGAAUAAAGUAGAGAAUAUGGUGGAUUUCAUUACUGGUUCAAGGAUAAUCCGCUUGGAUAUAGAGCUUGACUUUGCUGCUUAUAGCUUAGAACUGACUGCUACCCUUAUCUGGUUUAUUCUCUUACAUUUAACAUCUUUUUGUCUUUGAUCUGAAAGAACUUCAUUAUCAAUAGUCUUCGAAAUUUUGAUACUGAAAUAGGAUUUGUUUUGUUCCUUGUGCAUUUUAGUUUUCUUAUAGGUAUGUCAAAAGGAAGAUAUUGAACAGAAAAACUAUUGUUGAUUCUACAUUGAGUUCCCAGUUUUGGCUUCUCAUUCUUUUGUACCAAGCGUUUGAACAAAAUGCAAUAUACUUCUUUUUCUGUUCUGCUCUUGAA
Molecule: messenger RNA, 2894 nt
Organism: Hevea brasiliensis (rubber tree)
Lineage: Eukaryota; Viridiplantae; Streptophyta; Magnoliopsida; Malpighiales; Euphorbiaceae
Exons: 1
Coding region: 737-2479 (580 amino acids)
Source: RefSeq, a predicted model, not a curated record